CCUGCGCUCGGCGCCAUGAGCGGUGGCGCGCCUUCAGGGGGCGGCCCCGGGGGCUCGGGCCGGGCGCGGACCAGCUCGUUCGCGGAGCCAGGCGGCGGAGGCGGCGGCGGCGGCGGCCCCGGGGGCUCGGCCUCCGGCCCAGGCGGCAGCGGCGGCGGGAAGGCGUCAGUCGGAGCCAUGGGCGGGGGCGUGGUGGCCCCGAGCUCCGGGGGUGGCCCCAGCGGCAGCGGCGGAGGAGGCAGUAGCGGCCCCGGUGCGGGCACCAGCUUCCCGCCGCCGGGAGUGAAGCUGGGCCGUGACAGCGGGAAGGUGACCACAGUGGUAGCCACUCUAGGCCAAGGCCCGGAGCGCUCCCAGGAGGUGGCUUACACAGACAUCAAAGUGAUUGGCAAUGGCUCAUUUGGGGUCGUGUACCAGGCACGACUGGCAGACACCAGGGAAUUGGUGGCCAUCAAGAAGGUUCUCCAGGACAAGAGGUUCAAGGUAGCUUGUGGGGAACAGAACCGAGAGCUGCAGAUUAUGCGUAAGCUGGACCACUGCAAUAUCGUGAGGCUGAGAUACUUUUUCUACUCCAGUGGGGAGAAGAAAGAUGAGCUUUAUCUAAAUCUGGUGCUGGAAUAUGUGCCUGAGACAGUGUACCGGGUGGCCCGUCAUUUUACCAAGGCCAAGCUGACCAUCCCUAUCAUCUACGUCAAGGUGUACAUGUACCAGCUCUUCCGGAGCUUGGCCUACAUCCACUCCCAGGGUGUGUGUCACCGCGACAUCAAGCCCCAGAACCUGCUGGUGGACCCCGACACAGCUGUCCUCAAGCUCUGCGAUUUUGGCAGUGCAAAGCAGUUGGUCCGGGGGGAGCCCAAUGUCUCCUACAUCUGUUCUCGCUACUACCGGGCCCCAGAGCUGAUCUUCGGAGCCACUGAUUAUACCUCAUCCAUCGAUGUGUGGUCAGCUGGCUGUGUACUGGCCGAGCUCCUCCUGGGCCAGCCCAUCUUCCCUGGGGAUAGUGGAGUAGACCAGCUGGUGGAGAUCAUCAAGGUGCUGGGAACACCAACCCGAGAACAGAUCCGAGAAAUGAACCCCAAUUACACGGAGUUCAAGUUCCCCCAGAUUAAAGCUCACCCCUGGACAAAGGUUUUCAAAUCCCGAACGCCACCUGAGGCCAUUGCGCUCUGCUCUAGCCUGCUGGAGUACACACCGUCCUCAAGGCUCUCCCCGCUGGAAGCCUGCGCCCACAGCUUCUUUGAUGAACUGCGAAGUCCCGGAACCCAGCUCCCCAACAACCGCCCGCUUCCUCCUCUCUUCAAUUUCAGUCCUGGCGAACUCACCAUCCAACCAUCUCUCAACGCCAUUCUCAUCCCUCCUCACUUGAGGUCCCCAGCGGGCACUGCCUCCCUCACUCCAUCCUCACAAGAUUUCCUGUUUCGCUUGAAGAAAAUCAGACUGGGCAGCAGUGGGCCUGCCUCUCCUCAGGGCAGUACUGUUAGCUGGAGCUGAGUUCCAGCUGCCCCCUGUUCUGUGGGGCCUGGCUCUCUGGUCACAAUCACUCAACAGCACUGAUUACAGAUACGGGCUGAAAAGACCACCUGGAUGCCAAUCUCCGCUGACGCCUCCGCCUAGCUAUGAGAACUUGGGCAAGUUUCUGUCCCUAUUUUCUUAUUUGGGGUGACACUGAGAUCACCUCACAGGCCUGCUGGGAUCAUAAUACAUGUAUAGUAGUGCUAACUGCGGUGCCUGCCACGGCUAGGCAGUCAAAUGUUUGCUGUUAUUGUGGCCGUCAAUAACUGGACUAUCUCCAAGUAUACCAAGAACUCCCCUCUUUGCAGUGCUGCCUGCCUGGAAUAUUUUCUUCCUCUUCCACUAGCAGAUUUCUACUUUUUCUUCAAGGAUUACCGCCUCUAGGAAGUCUGACUCCUGAUCUACCACAGAGGUUUGGUCUCUGCUGUGGGAUCCUACUGUCCCUGGACAUCCACAAUGCAGCCCUGAGGAUCUUUGGGGCUGAGAUCUGUCUGCCCUGACCAGGGGGAGGGCAGAGGCCUGAUUCACCUCUGGCCCGCAGUGUUACCCAGCACAUGGGAAGGUGGCCUUAGGACACCCAGGCUGAAUAAAUCAACAAGACACUCAAA
Molecule: messenger RNA, 2120 nt
Organism: Camelus dromedarius (Arabian camel)
Lineage: Eukaryota; Metazoa; Chordata; Mammalia; Artiodactyla; Camelidae
Gene: GSK3A
Product: glycogen synthase kinase 3 alpha
Exons: 12
Coding region: 16-1491 (491 amino acids)
Biological process (GO): negative regulation of TOR signaling; regulation of neuron projection development; negative regulation of canonical Wnt signaling pathway
Cellular component (GO): axon; cytoplasm; nucleus
Molecular function (GO): ATP binding; protein serine/threonine kinase activity
Source: RefSeq, a predicted model, not a curated record